AUGAGCAAAGUUCACCGGAAGUGCGACCCUCAGGUCCCGAGGAUGGAGGCUGUGGAGGUCGUCGACGAUGUCUUGAACAAUAUGGAGACGUUCGUUUUGACGACUAUUUUCGUCCGUGGUUGGUCGCUCGGUUGGGCCAGGAAUCUGAUCGGAUUCAUCUUAAACAACGUCAGCACGGCCUCCUACGUCCGGCUCAUAGCGGUCCAGGGUGGGCCAGUUUGUGAGGAGGAGGUGGCUUUCACAAAGAUCUUGUUGCUCGAGCUCGGAUUUUCAAUUGUAUUUGAAAAUUCCUGCAGUACAGAGGUUGCUGAGAGAUACACGCUCAGGUGCAAAUUAGACGGGGUUCAGGUCACGACACCUGCGAUGCCGUUCGAAGUUCUCGUCAAACAGUACCACUCGGUGAAUCAGAUCUAUCGUAACUUGCAACAGGAUGUAUCACCGAACUGGAGUUACAGCCGCGUGCCGAAUUUGCAAAGACUUGCUGUUAUAUCUUGCGCAGAGAUGUGGUUCAUUGACGGCCACAGCAAGCGCCUGAACCCGGAGGAGGUCGACGAACACCAUCCCGAUGGCAUGACCGUGAACGACAAGCUGAAUUCGGAAAUCAUGCGGGCGCUGGAGGAUGCAAAGACCCGCGCUGCAAGCAAGGGUUUCAGGCCAAAUGAAAAUUGGAAAAAGUCUGAGGAAGCAAACAAAGUUUACCACGAGUAUUUCGAUUUGCCUUUAAGAACUCUGGCAAGUAUGGGCAUCACACCGACAGGAUGAGGUGCAGAGGACAGCCGGAAGCCAGUUGCAUCACAACGCCGCACACACAUCCGAAAUUCGAUUCGCACAAAGACGGCAUGAUAAAAUAUUGGCCCGCACAAUGAUUGGGCCGUCUUUGCUACAGCGGCCAAUUGCCAUCGGCACCUUGAGACAUGAGUCGUUCCAUUGAUUCCUCUUUCUCAUCUGUGUCCCCCUAUCGUGGCACGGUGGCGGAUGCUCCGUCCCCUCCGCCGUCUAAGUUGCGCGAUUUGAGGUCGAGGAAGAUAUAUGACAGCCAACGGAUAGGUCGUAUCCUCCUCUUCCCCCCGCUUACCCCUCGAUAGGUCGUAUCCUCCUCUUCCCCCCCUUACCCCUCGUCCUCGUCCUGAUCAUCCUCCUCCUCCUUGUCGAGGCAUGCUGCGCCCCUGUACAGGAGGAGCGCGGCGAGAUUUGGGAGCGGGCUUUGAAACUGACGUGCGGCGCGGGUGCGAGGCACCUUUCAGAGUCUACCCGCCCGCGCGCUUGACAGAAGUCCAUAGCAUGCAGGUCCCCUUUAGGAACUCGGACUUCUAUCCAAGCGCUUGCCCUAUCACGUGAUCUUCCUCGUCGCCGUCUUCAUCCCACAGGAGCACGAACGAAGGUUCGCGUGUUGGAACCGACACUGGCCUCCAAGCGCCUAUCCCAUCCGAUCCUCGUCCUCCCCGAUCCUCCUCCCCAUCCCGCUAACGAGCUGCCGCUGGCGACGGCCGACCGGGAGAGCUCAAAGCCGAAGAUGCCGGUUCGGUGGCCCGCGCGUUCUUCGUCGGGGUGACGUCUGGCGUUGCGCCCACCGGAUCCGUGGGUUCUUCGCUGUCGGCGCCGUUGAGGAUCCCGGUCGGCGGUUCCAUGGGCCCCCGUGGCCAUCUUUUUGUUGAGCGUCUCCUCACAGUCCCAGCGGUCUCAGAGCGCUACGUUGGGUAUCUUCAGGGUGGUAUCGCACAGGCGGUUCAUGCACAGGCCCCGAGAUCUGAGAGA
This is a messenger RNA of Prorocentrum cordatum, 1755 nucleotides long. The record is from the annotation of a GenBank genome assembly. NCBI's taxonomy places the organism in Eukaryota, Dinophyceae, Prorocentrales, Prorocentraceae.